This is a messenger RNA of Vanrija pseudolonga, 1539 nucleotides long. It is a transcript of the gene SPCC794.04c, whose product is annotated as putative transporterc. Gene Ontology annotation, molecular function: transmembrane transporter activity. Gene Ontology annotation, cellular component: plasma membrane. The coding region runs from base 1 to 1539 and encodes 512 amino acids. The transcript has 2 exons. NCBI's taxonomy places the organism in Eukaryota, Fungi, Basidiomycota, Tremellomycetes, Trichosporonales, Trichosporonaceae. The record is from RefSeq and is a predicted model, not a curated record. Gene Ontology annotation, biological process: transmembrane transport.
AUGGAAGCCCUGCGACAAUACUACGCCUUCUCGCCCCUGCCGCCGACCGACCGCCCAAAGUCGCACAUCGGCCUCUCCUUCUCCGACUCCGGCCACUCGGACGCCUCAACAAAGGACUCCGAACCCUCCUUCCAGGUCGAGUACGAGUCCGAGUCGGACCCCCAGCUGCCGGCCACUUGGGGCAGGGCGUACCGCGCCUGGGUGGUCGCGCUUGCCGUUGGCGCCGUGCUCGCCUGCUCGGUCGGCAUGGCGGCGUCCGUUGGCGCCGAGAAGAAGGGCCACGGCGUGGCGCGCUCCGCCCCGACGGCACUCUUCCUCCUCGGCCUUGGCGUCGGCAUGGUUCCCGCCUCGCCGCUCUCGCACCAGCUGGGCCGGCUCCCGCUCUACGUCGUCCCCCUGGCCCUCGCUGCUGUCUUCGCGGCAGUGUGCGCCGUGUCCCCUUCUUCCCAGCCGCUGCUCCUCGCCAUGCGCUUCCUCGCCGGCCUGUGCUCCGCCAGCCCGGUCAUCACGGCCCCGCUCACCCUCGCCGACCUCGGCACGCCUAUAAGGCGCACCCUCACCAUCCCGCUCUUCACCACCGCCCUGGUCGCCGGCGCCGCACUCGGCCCGCUCGUCGGCGAUCUCGCCGCAAGCCACAAGGACACAUACGUCGCCCUCGCUGCCAUCACAGGCGCUGCAGCACUCGCCACCUCCUGCGCCAUGCCCGAGACCUGCGCACCCGCGCUCCUCCGCCUCAAGGCGCUCCGUAUCCGCCGCGCAACGGGGGACAAGCGCUGGGCCGCGCCAGUAGAGGGUGGCUCCCUCCUCGCUGCGCAGUGGGUCGGCUUUCUCCGCCCGCUCCGCAUGCUCGCCGAGCCCGUCGUGCUCGUCCUGAGCGCCGCUCUGGCAGUGGCGCUGACAACGCUGUUCAACCUCACCGAGGCCUACUCGCUCAUCUUCGCCGACAUGCCCCACCCCGGCCUCGCGUACCUCCCCCUCAUUGGCGGCGCACUCCUGCCACUCGCCACAAGCUACCCCCACUACUUGCGCUACCGCCGCCUCGCGAUGUGUAAAGACGACGAGGUGUGCCUCCCGCUCGACGAGGCGCGGAUCGAGCCCGAGGAGAGGUUGUAUGUCGCGAUGGCCACUGGCUUCCUCCUCCCCGCCGGCGUGUUCUGGCUCGCGUGGUCCGCCGACGCCUCCUCCAUCUGGGUACCCCUCAUGGCCGGCGUGUUCAUCGGCACCGGGCUCAGCGGACUCCUGCAGGCCGCAGUGCUGUACAUCAUGGACGCGUACGGCCACUUUGCAUCGUCGGCGCUCGCGGCGGUCUUCAUGGUUGGGUACACUACCGCCGGGCUGGCCCUCCUCGGUGUCCCUGCGCUCUAUGCGCGCGUUGGGAUCCCAUGGGCGACCAGCCUGUUCGCCUUCCUCACCCUAGCUAUCAUCCCCGUGCCGUUCGUGCUCCACAGGUACGGGCACGCGCUGCGCGCGCGCAGCCUGUACAACGCGGCACAGGGUGAGGGCUCUGUCAACCGCACGAUCGUGUCAUUCGAAAAGUAG